AUGGAUUCACUUACGGCUUCGGAGCAAAGAGAGCUCCAGUCGCGCAUGGAGAGGAAGCAGAUGAAGGAAUUCAUGGGCAUGUUCUCCAAUCUCGUAACCCACUGCUUCGACUCCUGUGUCGACGACUUCACUACCAAAUCCCUCGUCCAGCGCGAAACCGGCUGCGUAUCGCGAUGCGUCAAGAAGUUCAUGGCCGGUAGUGAGAGGAUCGGUACAAGGUUCCAGGAACAGCAGGCACAGAUGAUGAACCAACCACCACCCGGGAGAUAG
Molecule: messenger RNA, 270 nt
Organism: Lachnellula hyalina
Lineage: Eukaryota; Fungi; Ascomycota; Leotiomycetes; Helotiales; Lachnaceae
Gene: tim9
Product: Mitochondrial import inner membrane translocase subunit
Exons: 3
Coding region: 1-270 (89 amino acids)
Source: RefSeq, a predicted model, not a curated record